Messenger RNA from Anguilla rostrata (American eel), 6627 nucleotides. Its product is annotated as deleted in malignant brain tumors 1 protein-like. NCBI's taxonomy places the organism in Eukaryota, Metazoa, Chordata, Actinopteri, Anguilliformes, Anguillidae. The record is from RefSeq and is a predicted model, not a curated record. The coding region runs from base 1041 to 6560 and encodes 1839 amino acids. Gene Ontology annotation, cellular component: plasma membrane. Gene Ontology annotation, molecular function: serine-type endopeptidase activity. The transcript is spliced from 26 exons. Gene Ontology annotation, biological process: zymogen activation.
UAUGAAUUGAACCCAUAGAAGACUUAUAUUUUGUUAAAUAUUGCAGUAUUAACAAAUGUCUUGUUGUAGAACCUACAUUUCUCCAUGGAAAGAAAAACUAAAAUCCUUAUUUUUCUUGUUAAAAUGAGUGUAGAGGGUUGGUCAGUCUGCUGGGUUUCAUUGUCAUAAUUAUUCUUUUUAAACCUUUAAUAAAAAUGCAUAUUUUCACUAAAAUUCAGUCUUUCGCUGUGUUAUUACAUCCUAUUUUCAUGUCUUUUAUUUGCUUUAUGCAUUUGCAUUUACACUGAAAAUGUAUCAGGAAUAUUAUCGUUUUUUAAACAAAAUGCAUCAGGGCUUUGCUGCAUAGAAUUUCAGACUGCACUUUGUCUUUUAUUGUUUUUAAUUAUUGCACUCAUUAGAAGAUCAUCACCUGAACAGGCCUCAUACAAAAACAUUCAAAUCUGAAAAUAAACCAACACAAUCACAGUUAUGAUCAAUUUACAAAAGUCCAAAUGAAAAUCAAAAUCUUUGCGGUUUCAACUGUACAUGGUGGAUGUGUGACGGAUGGGUGUCUCUCUGGGGGGUGGACUAAAUGAUCAGUUCUUUCCAAUGGUCCACCCCCCAUUUCUCUCUCACCAGGUUUUUGUUUUUCCUAAAGGCCCAAGACUGCACUGGGUUUCAGACUGCACAGCCAAACACUGCACUGAAUACUCCAUCCUUUUUAGAAACGAGCCGCUUUCUUCUUCUGUGUCUGUCAGCGCAGUGUGUCACAGGGGCGGGGUCUUCUGGUGGGAGGAGUUCUGACAGCCUGCAGUGACGCAGAGUUGGAAUAUAUGGAGAAAAUGUAAAUGGCGUGCGCUGAUUUGUCACUGUGGCUGUUUGAAGUGUUCCUGCAGUGCUCUUAUAAGGCAGCAGUGAGUGUGAUUGGUGGGGGGGAAAGAGUGUGCUCUCUCAGAGGGGGGCCGGGUGUGUGCACAGGGCUCAGUCUCUCUGAGAGCUCAGAGGUGAAGGUGUGAGCAUCCACUCUGCUCUGAGGAAGGUUUGGUUUGUUUGCGCUGAAGAUGGAGAGAUGUCUGUUCUUUCUCUCGCUAUCCUCCCUGCUCCUGCUCUCCACAGUCAGCAGUGAGGAUGUGAGGCUGGUGAAUGGAGGCAGCCCCUGUGCUGGGAGAGUGGAGGUUUACCAUCAGGGAGAGUGGGGGACAGUGUGUGAUGAUGACUGGGAUAUGCCAGAUGCUGGGGUGGUGUGUAGACAGCUGGGCUGUGGAGAUGCUGUAGAAGCACCAGGAGAUGCUCGCUUUGGCCCAGGGUCUGGGACAAUAUGGAUGAGUGAUGUGUCCUGCGGGGGAUCAGAAUCCACACUGAAGGAGUGUCGCUCACUAGGAUGGAGUGAACAGGACUGUGAUCAUGGAGAGGAUGCUGGAGUGAUCUGCUCAGCCCAUCGUAAGGUCAGGCUGGUGGGCGGGGCUGACCUGUGCUCUGGGAGAGUAGAGAUGCAUCAUGGGAGCUCCUGGGGCACGGUGUGUGAUGCUGACUUUGACCAGCGGGACGCAGAGGUUGUGUGCAGGGAGCUGGGCUGUGGAGUUCCUAAAGAGCUGCGGGGGGCAGCUGCGUUUGGCCAGGGGGAGGGCCAGGUGUGGGCAGAGGAGAUUCAGUGUUCAGGCAACGAAUCUCACAUUUGCUUCUGUCCCAAAGCACCCUCACAGAAUCAACCCUGCUCCCAUGGAAACGAUGUGGGACUGGUGUGUUCUGGCAGUGAGGAUGUGAGGUUGGUGAAUGGAGGCAGCCCCUGUGCUGGGAGAGUGGAGGUUUAUCAUCAGGGAGAGUGGGGGACAGUGUGUAGUUUUCACUGGGAUAUGACAGAUGCUGGGGUGGUGUGUAGACAGCUGGGCUGUGGAGAUGCUGUAGCAGCACCACAAUAUGGUCACUUUGGCCCAGGGUCUGGGACAAUAUGGAUGAGUGAUGUGUCCUGCAGGGGAUCAGAAUCCACACUGAAGAAGUGUCGCUCACUAGGAUGGGGUAUACAUGGCUGUCAUCAUGGAAAGGAUGCUGGAGUGAUCUGCUCAGGCAACGUCAGGCUGGUGGGCGGGGCUGGCCUGUGCUCUGGGAGAGUAGAGAUGCAUCAUGGGAGCUCCUGGGGCACGGUGUGUGAUGCUGACUUUGACCAGCGGGACGCAGAGGUUGUGUGCAGGGAGCUGGGCUGUGGAGUUCCUAAAGAGCUGCGGGGGGCAGCUGCGUUUGGCCAGGGGGAGGGCCAGGUGUGGGCAGAGGAGAUUCAGUGUUCAGGCAACGAAUCUCACAUUUACUUCUGUCCCAAAGCACCCUCACAGAAUCAACCCUGCUCCCAUGGAAACGAUGUGGGACUGGUGUGUUCUGGCAGUGAGGAUGUGAGGCUGGUGAAUGGAGGCAGCCCCUGUGCUGGGAGAGUGGAGGUUUACCAUCAGGGAGAGUGGGGGACAGUGUGUCAUUGGGGCUGGGAUAUGACAGAUGCUGGGGUGGUGUGUAGACAGCUGGGCUGUGGAGAUGCUGUAGCAGCACCACGAUAUGGUCACUUUGGCCCAGGGUCUGGGAGAAUAUGGAUGAGUGAUGUGUCCUGCAGGGGAUCAGAAUCCACAUUGAAGAAGUGUCGCUCACAAGGAUGGGGUAAACAUGGCUGUCAUCAUGGAGGGGAUGCUGGAGUGAUCUGCUCAGGCAGUGAGGAUGUGAGGUUGGUGGAUGGUGUCAGCCCCUGUGCUGGGAGAGUGGAGGUUUACCAUCAGGGAGAGUGGGGGACAGUGUGUGAUUAUCGCUGGGAUAUGCCAGAUGCUGGGGUGGUGUGUAGACAGCUGGGCUGUGGAAAUGCUGUAGAAGCACCAGGAGGUGCUCGUUUUGGCCCAGGGUCUGGGAGAAUAUGGAUGGAUGAUGUGUCCUGCGGGGGAUCAGAAUCCACACUGAAGACGUGUGGGUCACGAGGGUGGGGUGAAAAUGGCUGUCAUCAUGGAUGGGAUGCUGGAGUGAUCUGCUCAGCUCCAGCCCCUCGAAAGGUCAGGCUGGUGGGCGGGGCUGAUCUGUGCUCGGGGAUAGUAGAGAUGCAUCAUGGGAGCUCCUGGGGCACGGUAUGUGAUGCUGACUUUGACCAGCGGGACGCAGAGGUUGUGUGCAGGGAGCUGGGCUGUGGAGUUCCUAAAGAGCUGUGGGGGGCAGCUGCGUUUGGCCAGGGGGAGGGCCAGAUGUGGGCAGAGGAGAUUCAGUGUUCAGGCAACGAAUCUCACAUUUGCUUCUGUCCCAAAGCACCCUCACAGAAUGAAUCCUGCUCCCAUGGAAACGAUGUGGGACUGGUGUGUUCUGGCAGUGAGGAUGUGAGGCUGGUGAAUGGAAGCAGCCCCUGUGCUGGGAGAGUGGAGGUUUACCAUCAGGGAGAGUGGGGGACAGUGUGUGAUGAUGACUGGGAUAUGCCAGAUGCUGGGGUGGUGUGUAGACAGCUGGGCUGUGGAGAUGCUGUAGAAGCACCAGGAGAUGCUCACUUUGGACAAGGGUCUGGGACAAUAUGGAUGAGUGAAGUGUCCUGCAUGGGAUCAGAAUCCACACUGAAGGAGUGUCGCUCACAAGGAUGGGGUAACAAUUACUGUGGUCAUGGAGAGGAUGCUGGAGUGAUCUGCUCAGGCAGUGAGGAUGUGAGGCUGGUGAAUGGAGGCAACCCCUGUGCUGGGAGAGUGGAGGUUUACCAUCAGGGAGAGUGGGGGACAGUGUGUCAUUGGGGCUGGGAUAUGCCAGAUGCUGGGGUGGUGUGUAGACAGCUGGGCUGUGGAGAUGCUGUAGAAGCACCAAGAAAUGCUCACUUUGACCCAGGGUCUGGGAGAAUAUGGAUGAGUGAAGUGUCCUGCAGGGGAUCAGAAUCCACACUGAAGAAAUGUCACUCACCAGGAUGGGGUGUACAUUACUGUGGUCAUGGAGAGGAUGCUGGAGUGAUCUGCUCAGCCCAUCGUAAGGUCAGGCUGGUGGGCGGGUCUGACCUGUGCUCUGGGAGAGUAGAGGUGCAGCAUGGGAGCUCCUGGGGCACGGUGUGUGAUGCUGACUUUGACCAGCGGGACGCAGAGGUUGUGUGCAGGGAGCUGGGCUGUGGAGUUCCUAAAGAGCUGUGGGGGGCAGCUGCGUUUGGCCAGGGGGAGGGCCCGGUGUGGGCAGAGGAGAUUCAGUGUUCAGGCAAGGAAUCUCACAUUUACUACUGUCCCAAAGCACCCUCACAGAAUCAACCCUGCUCCCAUGGAAACGAUGUGGGACUGGUGUGUUCUGGGUACACUGAGUCCAGGCUGGCUGACGGCCCUGAUAACUGCUCUGGUCGAGUGGAGUUGCAGCACCUGGAUAACUGGGGGACAGUGUGUGAUGCAUGCUGGGACAGGAGAGCCUCCAAUGUCCUCUGUCAGCAGCUGAAGUGUGGGACUGCAGUGGCAGUGCCAGGACAGGCCUGGUUUGGAGAGGGGAGUGGGCCAAUCAGAGCCGAUGUGUUUGAUUGCCAUGGGAACGAGACACGCCUCUCACACUGUGCUGUUUCCUCAUGGAGCCGAGCUUUGCUCUCACAUGGACAGGAUGCUGGAGUCAUCUGCUCUGGCUCUGCCCUCUCAGCUCUGGACGGGACGGUGCGGCUGGCUGGAGAGGGUGCGUGUGAGGGCCAGGUGGAGGUGUACUACCAGCAGACCUGGAGCAGAGUGGGGGGGUCCUGGAGCUUCAGUGAGGCCUCGGUGGCCUGCAGGCAGCUGGGCUGUGGCUCUGCAGUGCAGGUCUACAGCUCCUCUCCGUCUGGGACGGGGGGCAGUGGGGAGUGUCUGAUGGGGGUUCAGUGCUCCGGGAGAGAGGCUCACCUGGGGAACUGCAGCACUCCACACAACCUCACCUGCAGCUCCAGGGAACAGGUGUCCAUCGUCUGUUCCAAUCACAGGUCUCUCAGGCUGGUGGGGGGAGGGGGGGACUGUGCGGGACGGUUGGAGGUGUUCCACAGGGGCUCCUGGGGGACAGUUUGUGAUGACUCCUGGGACCUGGAGGAUGCUCAGGUGGUGUGCAGGCAGCUCCAGUGUGGGACGGCCCUCAGUGCCCCGCUACCCUCCUUCUUUGGGCCAGGAAAUGGAUCUGUCUGGCUGGAUGAAGUGGGCUGUGUGGGGAACGAGACGUCCCUGUGGGACUGUCCCACAGCCGGAUGGGGACAAACUGACUGUGGACACAAGAAGGACGUGGGGGUCGUGUGUUCAGAAUUCAAGGAGAUGAGACUGGCCGAGGGCUGUUCUGGGAAUUUGGAAGUUUUCUACAACGGCACCUGGGGCAACGUGUGCUACAAUCAAAUGACUAGAGACACGGCUACUCUCAUAUGUCAGGAGCUGAACUGUGGGAAGAGCGGAUUUGUGUCUAAAACACAGUCAAGACUGGAAUCAGCUCCAAACUGGCUGGAUCAAUUCAGAUGUCGCCGACAUGACUCCACUCUGUGGCAGUGCCCAUCAAAGCCUUGGGGUGAGAAUACCUGCGGGCAAACCAGCGUGGCAUCGCUUAACUGCACAGGGGAAGAGGAUGAUGAAGUUCCACGAAGCAAAUUGUCAUGUUCCUCAGCAGCAAAUCAGGGAGCUUGCACAAGUCACUGGCCCCUCCGGCUGGUGGGGGGUGCAGGCAGGUGCUCUGGGAGGCUGGAGGUGUUGCACGAGGGCUCCUGGCGGAAGGUGUGUGGAGACUCCUGGGACGCGAUGGACGUCCAGGUGGUGUGCAGACAGCUGGGCUGUGGGUCAGCAGGAAAGGCUCAUAGUAAUGCUACAUUUGGGACGGGGAAGGACGACCCCUGGCUGACUGAGGUGAACUGCAGGGGCACUGAGAUGCACCUGUGGGACUGCCCACACCAGCACAGCCGCUGCCCACACCAGAACCAGGCUGGGGUCACCUGCACAGUUCCUUUAUCUGAGUCCAGCUCCACUGCAGGUACUCCUGCAAUGACUACACAACCAAAAUCACAGCCAGUUAUGUCCGAGCAGCCAGUGCCCGUACCAAAGGAGGCUCCGCCCAGCCCGUCUAUCCCAGCAGUGGCCUUCCUGGUGAUGGGGGCGCUGUUGUUCCUGCUGCUGGCAGUGCUGGGUGUUCUGCUGUUCCAGAACAGAGCGCUGAGGAGAGCCCUGUCUGAAUGGGACCACGCCCCUCUGCAUGAAGCCGUCUACGAGGAGAUCGAGUACAAACUGGCUAGAGGGGGAACCUACAGCGCCCCCCGGUGGGGGAGUGGCCUAUCAGAGGAUCCGCCCUCUGGGUAUGAAGACGUGGGGGACGGCGAGGGACACUCCCUCUCAGGGGACCUGGUGAUGGAGGACACACCGGAGAACUAUGAUGAUGUCAUCCCAGCAGAUAAGCGUCCAGACAGUGUGCCAGGGGAGCUGGUGGAGGGAGAUGCACCAGAGCACUAUGAUGAUGUCAUCACUAUGCAGCCGGGCCCAGACGCUUUUCCAGGGGAUCAUGUGACAGACACAGAGGAGAAUUAUGAUGAUGCCGUAACUCUGGACUGGAUUGAAGUGGGGGAGAGUGUUCUGGCUGAAAGCCCUCCAGCUCCCAGUGGGAUGAACUAUGAUGACGUGGGGGAGUAGCCUCCUGGAAGAGGAGGAGCACUGUGAGAUUGACAGUUCUAACUUUGGAAGUGUCCACCCUCAAGUU